Molecule: messenger RNA, 2549 nt
Organism: Oryzias latipes (Japanese medaka)
Lineage: Eukaryota; Metazoa; Chordata; Actinopteri; Beloniformes; Adrianichthyidae
Gene: mfsd8l1
Product: major facilitator superfamily domain containing 8-like 1
Biological process (GO): transmembrane transport
Molecular function (GO): transmembrane transporter activity
Source: RefSeq, a predicted model, not a curated record
UCAGUGCAAAGCGCGCUCCCGAGACAAGACUACUCCUUUCCAGGAGUUCGUUCCUGCACAACACCGGAAAAGACGGUGGCCAUGGAGGGGCAUGUCGAAUUGUUUUCUUACGAAAAAGCGUUGCUGGACUUUGAUUGACCGUAUGUGAAGGAUCUUCGGGCUCCUCUUUGGUCUUAGAAUCGCCCCAGGCAUUGCUAAAAUAUCGUAUUUAAAUCGUGGAGGAAAAUGCUGAUGUAUUUUGAGCUUUUCUCAGAUGAAUAGCCAGGUUUAGCAUCUUCCCCAGCUUUAAUUGGAAGCCUCGCUCUGUGGAUUAGCUCAGCUGUUUGUCAAAGCAUGAGGAGCGCGUUCAGAGAAAUGAUAGAGACGGGAGAAUAGCAGACCACACCAGCAAGAUGGAUAAUCGCCGUAAGAGGAAACUGACAUUCGCUACUAUUGGACUCAUUUUUCUUCUUAGCGGUGUGGAAUAUGCUGUGAUAUUACCCACCAUAUGGAGAUAUUUGCAGACUUUAAAUGCGGAGCCUUAUUUCCUGGGUUUAACACUGUCUGCAUUCAGUCUGAGUGGCCUGCUUUCAGGACCGCUGUUUGGUCACUUGUCCGACAGAACCCAAACCACAAAGAAGAUCAUUUUGUUUGCCAACUUUUUCGAAAUAAUUGGUAAUUUAAUGUAUUUUAUGGGCUACUCCAAGUGGCUUUUACUGUCCAGUAGAUUGGUAGCAGGAAUCGGCACCGGAGCCGGCUCAUCCAUCUUUGGCUUUUUGACCCGAAGCACAGCGUCUGAGGACCGUGCCACCGUCUUUGCUGCUGUCAUGGCAUGUCGACAGGCUGGCCUUUUGAUAGGUCCUGCAUUUAACAUCUUCCUCAGGCUGUGUAAUUUCCAUUUGGGCUCCUUUGUCGUUAAUAAAUAUACUGCGCCGGGGCUGUUUAUGUGCCUGCUGUGGAUUCUCCUUCAACUGGUUGUGGUGUUUAUGUACUGGGACCUUCCAUAUUUGGAGAGGAGGAAGACCAAAGAUAGUGUAAUACACAAGGAGGAAGAGAACACACACGCAUCUGUGGAAGAUGAGGAAGAAGGAGACGAAGAAGUAAAGCCGCUAAUGACGUCCCAGGAGCUUGUGGGAUCCUACGGCUCUGUGGUGGCACCAGACCCCUGCAGGAAACACUCCCGUGUUUCCUCUAUUCAUAAUUCUCCAAUUUCCUCCCCUGUAACGUCUCAAUCCCAUGAGCAUGUUACAUCCCUAAAGAGUUCCAGCUUAUACAGAGAGUUCCUGAGAGAGGAGGUGGUCGUGCUCCUGGCUGCCCAGUUCAUCACCCUUUUCAACCAGACGGCUCUAGAGACCAUGGUGACACCCCUGACCCAGAAGUAUUUCAACUUUGGGGAGCUGGAGAACAGCGUGAUGUAUUGUCUCGGUGGCGUGGUGGUGAUUGCUGGAUUCCUGUUUGUGCGCUGGCUCAGCAAACAUGUAGCGGAGCGGGUAGUUCUCGCCAUCGGCUUGACCAUUUGCAACAUCUCCUGUAUCUGGUGUCUCAUAUUCUUGGCUAAACCUUUAGGAGGCUUCUCAUGGCAGUUGACCGAGUUCAUCAUCGGAGUGUUUCUGCAGGUUUUGGGUCUACCGUUUGUUGCUGUGGCUCAGGUGUCCCUCUUCUCCAAAAUUACCUCUGAGAAAACUCAAGGUUUCAGUCAGGGGGUCCGUCGCUCAGUGGGGGGUUUGGCCACCAUCCUGGGCCCGCUGUGGGCUGGUGGGCUGACCGACAAUAUGUAUGUAAUGAUGGGAGUGAUGGUGGUACUACUGGUAAUGUUGACAAUAAUGCUGGCAUUUUCAUAUAACCGGCUGGUGGAACCUGCGGAAGACCAAAUAGACAUUUCAGUAAAUGGAGGUUAAAUCUGCAGUUCUCUAAAAGAGAAAUAACUAAGUGCAGCAGGGUCUCCCUGAUCUCCGUCUUCUGUCUACAGUGGAACAGUUGUUGGGGAUGAAGCACACAGGAGAACGUGGCCCUCUGAUCAAACAGCUGCUUGUGCAUUUUAGAGGAAUACCACCUUGCUGCAUGUUUCCUAUGGAAAUAAUAAAAUCCUUCUAGGAAUGCAUGUAGGGAGAAAAAAAAAUGCUUCCAUCACAGUUAGACACGGCUUAUGGUGCGCCGUCUGUACAUUCUGUUCCAGGACACCAGCUUUAAAGACCAACAAUGAACCAAAGGUUUUGUGAAUUUCACUGACUGAAAGGUUCUUCUUUUUUGUUUUAAUAUUUAGAAGUGAUUUAUGCAAUAUAUUUAACUUGGUAUAAUUAUGGUCUGCAUUAAUUGUUAUAAUUUCAAUAAAACAGAGUUUUAUACUUUGUCAAUGUCAUUUUUGUUUGUCAAAUUAUUUUAAUUAUUUAAAAUGAUGGUGUUAUUAGGUGCUAACAUGAGCAAACAUGGUGUAUCUGAGGUUUUUCUGGAGUGUUUCAACAAACUGAAGUCUUAAUAGAGAAUUUUGAUUUCAUUUUGCAUGUUUGCUUUCUUCAUGUUUUAUAUUUUACUCAUGCAAAUAACAAUUAAACUAAUUUCACUUUCAGGAA